AUGCAAGAUUUUGCACACAGCAGUUGUCUGUAAAACAUGACUACAUACCUGGUAUAUUUAAUCCUAGAAUAAAGAAACAGGUGGAUGUUUAUGAUCAAUUUAAGUUAGAAAAUGACCAGGAAAACGCUCAAAUUAGAUAUUUUAGAAACUAA
Dentiscutata heterogama is the source of this 152-nucleotide messenger RNA. The record is from the annotation of a GenBank genome assembly. NCBI's taxonomy places the organism in Eukaryota, Fungi, Glomeromycota, Glomeromycetes, Diversisporales, Gigasporaceae.